AAGAGAGACUCAGCACCAGUUUUUUCUCUCACAAGACUGAUCGGCAAUCUGAGUUCAUGAUGCAGCUUUAUGGAGCUCUGAUCCUGUGUGUGACUCUGUCUGCAGCAUGUGGAUUAAUGUGCUACUCAUGCACAGCAGCUGAUCCUAAAUCCUGCACAGACACCACAUCUUGUGCUGUCGCCUUCAACCAUUGUUACUCUCUCAGAGUAGACGGUAUUAAUGCUGUUACCAAGGGCUGCCUAACCAGUUUAGCCUGUGUCAGUCCUGUAUCUUGCUGUGAAGGGGACCUGUGUAACAGCGCUAUUCCAACUGGUCCCAGUGUCAUCCUGCUGCUGGUGUCCUCAGCCAUCCCCAAAUUCCUUUUCUGAGGCUGUGGAAUGAUGCUGUUUCCAUGCUGUGUUUUUUCUCAUUUGUGCAAAUAAGAAAAAAAAAAAAAAGCAACUCUUAAGUUGAUAUUAAAUGAAAAUUUCAUUUGUAUUUUUUUUUUUUUUAUCAUAUGAUCAUUUGAUGUCAUUUGGGAUCGUCCUAUUCAAAUGUUGUAUAGCUUGAAUGCGAACUUUCCCUAAAGCAAAGUGCUUCAGGUUCUGUGGGUGUUUAGUAUCACACGUUAAAGGUGCUAUUUCUUGGUUGAUUUAAGUGCCUUCACAUUUUCUGUCAACUGUCACAUAGAGGAAUAAAAUGCAAAAAUA
This is a messenger RNA of Archocentrus centrarchus (flier cichlid), 689 nucleotides long. Its product is annotated as lymphocyte antigen 6G-like. The coding region runs from base 57 to 368 and encodes 103 amino acids. Lineage: Eukaryota; Metazoa; Chordata; Actinopteri; Cichliformes; Cichlidae. The transcript has 3 exons. The record is from RefSeq and is a predicted model, not a curated record.